Messenger RNA from Penicillium longicatenatum, 3639 nucleotides. Its product is annotated as putative kinesin family protein (BimC). Gene Ontology annotation, biological process: microtubule-based movement; mitotic spindle assembly. Gene Ontology annotation, molecular function: microtubule binding; plus-end-directed microtubule motor activity; ATP binding. The transcript has a single exon. Gene Ontology annotation, cellular component: spindle microtubule; nucleus. The record is from RefSeq and is a predicted model, not a curated record. NCBI's taxonomy places the organism in Eukaryota, Fungi, Ascomycota, Eurotiomycetes, Eurotiales, Aspergillaceae. Bases 1 to 3639 code for a protein of 1212 amino acids.
AUGGCCGGCCCAGCUCGGCCUGCCUCCUCCCUUCCAACGAAGCGGACCGGUUUGCGCCAGCCGACUCGACGUGCAGGUUCCGUCGUGCCAGAACAAAGAGGAGUGUCGCCAGCAGUCACAGCUAAGUCUGCGGCAACGUCAGGUGCUGCUGUCGCGGCGCGUGCUUCAAAAGUUAGUCCAGAGCAAGCUAGCGCGGCAGCAAAGCGAAAGGAGCGGGAAUUCGAACGGGAGAUCAAUGAGAAUACAAGCAUUCAUGUGGUUGUGCGUUGUCGCGGUCGAAAUGAUCGUGAGAUUCAAGAGAACAGUGGGGUUGUGCUAUCCACCGAAGGCGUCAGUGGGAAGCAAGUCGACCUUUCUAUGGGGCCCAAUGCGCUUUCCAACAAGGUAUAUGCUUUUGACAAAGUUUUUUCUCCGGCUGCAGACCAAACUGUAGUUUUCGAAGAAACCGUCAUGCCGAUUGUCAAUGAGGUAAGCGAAAUUUCCGAGCCAGACGGGGAUUACCUGUUAACUGUGUUGCAGAUGCUCGCAGGCUACAACUGCACCAUUUUCGCAUACGGCCAAACAGGCACCGGAAAGACAUACACCAUGUCCGGAGAUAUGACCGACACCUUGGGUAUCCUGUCCGACGAUGCUGGCAUUAUUCCGCGCACCCUCUAUUCCCUUUUUCAGAAGCUUGAGGGCACGGAAAGUACAGUCAAGUGCUCCUUCAUCGAACUUUACAACGAGGAAUUGCGCGAUCUACUCUCUGCUGAUGACCACACAAAGUUAAAAAUUUUUGAAAAUGAGAAGAAGGGCCAUGCAGCCACCAUGGUGCAAGGAAUGGAAGAGACUUACAUCGAUUCGGCCUCCACCGGUAUUAAAUUAUUGCAAAUGGGCAGUCUCAAGCGUCAAGUUGCUUCGACAAAAUGUAAUGAUCUGAGUUCUCGCAGUCACACCGUUUUUACAAUCACUGUUCUUACGAAUCGAACAAGUGAAUCCGGCGAGGAUUAUGUUACUUCUGGGAAGCUGAACUUGGUGGAUUUGGCCGGAAGUGAAAAUAUCGGGCGGAGUGGUGCAGAGAACAAGCGUGCGGCCGAAGCUGGUCUGAUCAACAAAAGCUUGCUCACUUUGGGGCGAGUCAUCAACGCGCUGGUGGACAAGAGCUCGCAUAUUCCUUAUCGGGAGUCGAAGCUCACACGAUUAUUGCAAGAUUCGCUUGGUGGCCUCACGAAAACCUGCAUUAUCGCCACGGUGUCGCCUGCACGAAGCAACUUGGAAGAAACGAUUUCGACCCUGGAUUACGCUUUCCGGGCCAAAAACAUCCGCAAUAAGCCUCAGAUUAACUCACUAAUCUCGAAAAACAAGUUACUCCGGGAGAUCGGGAUGGAAAUCCAAAAGCUGAAGAGCGAGCUCAUUGCUACACGUAACCGCAAUGGUGUGUACAUGACACCGGAUGCCUACGAAGAGAUGAGGAUGGAAAGCGAGUCUCGCAGAAUCGUCAACGGAGAACAACGUGCAAAAAUCGAGUCAAUGGAGUCAAGUUUACGACACAAGGUCCAAGAAUUAUUUGCUCUGACUGGAAAUUUCAACACUCUGAAGGAGGAUAAUGAGAACACCCAAAGAAAACUCAAUACCACAAGAGGCGCUCUAGAAGACACCGAAGUGAACCUGAAGAACACUUCUGAGAAGCUGGAUGAAGAGAUGGCGGUUCGCAAGGCGCAUCAGUACACGGAGAAAAGGCUGCGUGAGAUAGGUGCCGAUCUUCUGUCUAUGCUGGAUGGCACUGUUGAUGAUGUCCGCGGACUUCACGCUAAAAUAGACCGGAAAGACGUCUUGGAAACUGACAACCGCCAAAUAUGGCAAGCAUCUACCGGGGAGCUUUGCGAUGUGACUGGGAAAAUCGAUGCUCGUAUGGAACACUUUCAAGCGCAGCAUGCCAUGCUCCUGCAGAGCAUGUCUACCCGGAUCCGCGAAUUUGUUGGUAGUGAGAUUUGUGCAGUCCAGUCAGCUCGCUCCCAGCUUCAAGAGUACGACUGCACUUUUGACAAGGUCGAAGCUGAAGCCAAGAGCCAAACCAGCGGUGCCCACGAUGAGAUGAACGAAGUUCUUGAAGAAAUCAAGGUCCUUCGAGAGGAUGUCAAGACGAAGGUUGGGGAGGGAUUGAACGGACUAUCAGCUGCAGCUGCGCGAAUUUCUGAAGAGGUCAUUGGCGAAUUCUCCCAGUUUCACUUGCAGUUGCACUCAUCCUACAGUGCCCUCGGAAAGGAUUUCAAGAGCAUGUUCGACACCAUGGCAGCCCACCUAGAACAGCAGAAGACUGACGUCAACCGGCUUCGACUUGAGCUUCAGGAAUCCAAUCGCCAAGCAGUGGAGGCAAAUCGAAAAGCCUCGUCUACUUUGGCCCAGGUGAUGGAAGAGGAGCAGGCUAGUGCCCAGGCUGAGCGUGACAAUCUCAUGUCUCAGAUCCGAAACUUGCUCGAAGAUUCCAGCCAACGGCAAUCGACUCGUCUCAAGACUAAGGUCGAUGGUCUUCGUACAGACAUUUCCGCCUCUGGGGAUUCUCUAGAGCAAGCCACAGUUCAAUACGACCGACAUGUCGACGAGUGGAUCUUCAGAGAAGAACAGUUCGCCAAGGAUGUUAUCACAUCUAGGGACGAUAUCAAGACCAAGAUGCAACAUGACUGGGAGACAUUCGAUCAACGCAACGCAUCCAUCCAGCGCACCACUGAGUCUGUACACCAGGAAACUGUGCGUAUUGUGGAUGCACAGAUGAGUGAUAUGAGCAAGCAAAUGGAAGCACUCGAUGAUUUUGUUGCCAAGGCUCGUUCUCACAAUGGCCGCUUCCAUGAGGCACAGCUUGGCAGUCUGGCAGCAAUUAAUUCGAGCGUGCGAGGCUCCCGUGAAGCUAUCCAAAGUCAUUUGAGUGGAUUUGGUGAACGCGCUGGUCAACUUCAGGGUGAUAUCGACACGCAUACCACGGACAUGAGUCAGUGCACAGCCCCUCUGCAGAAGGAGGUCCGUCAGCCACUCGUCAACCUUAGGGACAACUUUGAAAGACACCCGAUGAAGGAAUACAUUCCAUCUGGUGUCACGCCCAAGAAACGGAAGUACGAGUACCCUACGAAUCUGCCUCGCACCGAGUCCCAUGAUGGGCUUCGUUCCCGGCACCGAACCUCAAAGCAAUUUACUGCGCUUCCAUUUAACGAGGAAGAAGACACUCAGCCAGCCCCUGUCUCUAGCCCUCCCGCCUCGUCUCCUGCAAAGACCUUUGUUUAUAGCGAUCCCGUGGAGGAGGUCGAAACUCGGCGCUCAUCAGUGGCCGUGACAUACAACAAUUCUGGCUUGAGAGAGGUCGAUCUCAACGUCGCCAAAUCCCUCUCUGAUCUUGCCGACGAUAUCCCUAUUCCCAACAAACCCGAUACCCCAGUACACACCCCAGUCGCGGAUCUCGACAAUACCCCUGCUAAGGACGAGUCUGAUCCGCCGACCCUCAAGCGCCGCCGUUCCGACUCGAUCAGUACCAACAACACUGUCGAGAGCAAGCUUCCCCAGAAGAUGCUCUCCAAGAAGAUGGCCGGCAUGAUGGAGGGUCGUGAAAACUUACCCCCAUCUGCUGGCCCCGGAGGCCGACGAUUAUACCGAAGCCGCGCUCCAAACUAA